Molecule: messenger RNA, 1949 nt
Organism: Xiphophorus couchianus (Monterrey platyfish)
Lineage: Eukaryota; Metazoa; Chordata; Actinopteri; Cyprinodontiformes; Poeciliidae
Exons: 1
Coding region: 392-1447 (351 amino acids)
Source: RefSeq, a predicted model, not a curated record
UAUUCACUUAUUGUUUCUGCUAAGUAAGAGUUAGUUUUGCUUUAUUUAUUUCAUAGAAUGCUUUAGUUAAUUUUGUAUUUAUUUGUUCUUUUGUUAUGUCGUGCCUCCCUCAUGUGGUAGAUUUAGGAUACUCCACCCCUAUUUAAGCAGCCUUUUGUUCUUUGUUGGCAGGUCAGUUUUGUUUGUGUUCAGUUAGAAUUCAGUUGACCUCAGUUAAAUUGGGCCCAAAAUUGUUAUUUAUUCUUUGACUUAUUUUUGCAUUAAAUAUUUAUGUUUUGUUUGCUAUUUUGGAAUAAUUAAAUUGAAUUUUUUCUACUUUGAACAUUUUUUUUGUCCUCGUUUGAGUCUGGUCCCUCACAGUUGGUGUCAGGAGUGGGAUUCUUUCUCCAAAAUGCCUGGAAAGGGAAGAGGACGAACAAGAGGAGAACCCGGUUCUGAGCUGGAUGAAAGAGUGGCUGUUGAGGAAGGUGGAGCUGUUGGUGGAGUGUUUGACAUGGAAGAGGAGAGCGGUGAACCAACACUAGCAGACUUGGCCAACCUUCUCAGGGCCCACAUGGGACAUCAGAAGGCCAAAGAGGAUCACUGGACCAGAGAAACUGCUAAGCAACAACAGAAAUUUGAUGAACUACAACAACAGUUCAGAUUGUUUAAAAGGGAGAGCCAAUCUGAGACCACUCCCACUGCUCCACAGACAUCAUCGGUGCGGCCUACACAACCACCAGAUCCUGGAGUGGCAGCUUCAUCUCAACAUAGUCAAUCAGGUGAUCUAUAUUCACAGGGGUAUGUUUCUCAUGCACCUAAAUUACAAAAAUUGAGUGAAGAAGAUGACAUUGAACAUUUUCUCAUUACUUUUGAAAGAAUAGCUUCUGCCUGCAGGUGGCCAAAAACUGACUGGGCUUUCCAUUUAAUACCUCUGCUAACAGGCAAAGCUAGAAGUGCCUUUGUGCACAUGGAUGUUGAUUUGUCUAUGAACUAUGAUCAAGUUAAAUUGGCUGUUUUGCAGAAGUAUGACAUUAACAGUGAAACCUACAGGCAAAGAUUCUGCUUGCUUCAGGUGGAGCCAGAAGAAACUCCAAAGGAGCUCUACAUAAGGCUGAAGGAGUUGUAUAUCAAAUGGGUGCAACCUAACGGUAAAACAGUUGAACAAAUCAAUGAAAAAAUGAUUCUUGAACAAUAUUUAAGAAUGUUGUCACCAGAACUUCAGGUUUGGAUAAAAGAACAUAAUCCAAAGACUGCAAAGGAGGCUGCUGAACUGGCUGAUGUGUUUGUGGCUGCGAGGAGGAGGAACUCUUGGGCUUUUCAAAGCUGGAAAAAAGAUGGCUGCCAUCAAUCUCCAGCCCAACCAGUUUCAGCUGUGGGUAAGCUACCUGAAAGAGAGAGAUUUGGCUCAAAGGGUCAAUGGAAAAAAAACCACUUGUUACUUAUGUGGACAGGCGGGUCAUACUAAACCAAUGUGUCCUCAAAAUGCUGUUAAGUUGUCCCAGAUGUGUUUUGUGCCCAGGAAAGAGGCUCAAAAUGUUGGAGCAAUGGAUCAAUUAAUGGAGACCUUUGUGGAGCUCAACGGUCAGGCACUGAGGGCCCUGAUUGAUACAGGGAGUACACGGACUUUGAUCCAGCGCAGGUACAUCUCACCCCAGCUUGUUUGCACCAGUGAGACCAUUCCAAUCUGCUGCGUCCAUGGUGACAGAAAACAAUAUCCAACGGCAGAUGUUUAUGUGACUAUAAAAAGACAAACUUACCUGCUUAAUGUUGGGGUAGUAGAUAACUUGCCAUUUCCAGUAAUUCUUGGCAAUGACCUGCCAGUGCUGAUUGACCUGUUGAAUUCUCCUCAGUGUAAUGUUGCUCUAACUCGAGCCCAAGCAAAGCAAUCUGAGGAUAUUGUUUUCGACCUCAGUACCUUACCAUUUCACAAUGUGGAGUUUUUCCCAGAGGACACUAAAGACAGGAAA